CACACCCAACCCCGGCCCUCCUCGCUCCUCUGCCGCACCCGCAGCGCCUCGCUCGCCCUCACCCUCGCGCCGGCUCAUCCGUUUGCAGCACCGCGGCCCUGUUCCUGGCCGCGCAGAGGCAGCCGCAUGCCGCCCAAGCAGAAAAAGGCGCCCGAGCUCAUCAAGGGCCAGUCGUCGCUCGCCGGCUUCUUCUCCAACGGCCGUCUGGCUGCCGUCGAGCAGCCCGCCGCCGCUCGCGCUUCCACCUCGGCGUCGCCGGGAAAGUCGAGCAAGUCGACGGCCUCGCCCAAGAAGCCCAAGGCGCCGGCCGGCCCGGCACCGCCCGUCGAGCAGCUCACUGAGAAGAUCACCGUCGCCGGCUACAGACCCAGCGCCAGCGCCUCACCCUCGCCAAACAAGAAGACUGCUGCUGCUGCCACUGCUGCUGCGUCGUCGUCGUCUGCCGCUGCCAAGAAGUCCGCCCGCCCGCCGAUCGACGAGUCGGCCUCGGACGAAGAGAUGGCGCCUCCUGCUGCUGCCAAGGCGGCCAAGCCGAGCAAGUACUUUGCCGAGGCAGAGUCGGCCUCGGGCAAGUCUAGCGGAAAGAAUGCGGCCGACGCCAUCGACUUGGACGACUCGGAGGACGACAUUCCCGUGGCACAUGCCAAGCGUGCGGCGCCCAAGUCGAGCAGCAGCACGCCCAAGGCUGUACCGAAGCGCAAGGCGGCGAGCGACUCGGAAUCGUCCGACUUUGAGCCUGCCAAGCCGGUGAGCAAGGCACGCAAGUCGAGCGCAUCCUCGACGCCGACUCAGGCGCGCGGCGGCAAGAGUGCGGCUGCGACGGCGUCCAAGUCCAAGGCCCAGCCGAUUGAGCUCAGCGACGAUGAUGACGACGACGCGGGCCCAUCCAAGCCCAAGUCCAAGCCCAGCGCCAGCAAGAAGGCAAAGAUGGAGAAGGACGAAAACGGCGAGGAGAAGAAGGAGCCGCCGGCCUGGAUCGCCGCUGCAAAGCGUCGCGCAGAGGGCCCGCAGGCGCCCGGCUCGAAGGAGAUUCCGGUGGGCAAGCCGAACUGCCUGGCGGGCCUGGCCUUUGUCUUCACUGGCGAGCUCAGCAGUCUGAGCCGCGAGGACGCCACCACUCUGGCCAAGCGCUAUGGCGCCAAAGUGACGGGUGCGCCGUCGAGCAAGACGUCGUACGUGGUGCUGGGCGCCGAGCCGGGCCCGAGCAAGAUCAGGGCGAUCGAGAAGAACAACCUCAAGUCGCUGGACGAGGACGGCUUCCUGGCGCUGAUCGCAGCGCGCGGCGAGAGCAAACCGGACCCGGAUGUGCUCAAGAAGCAGGCGGCCGAGGUGGCCAAGUACAAGAAGGCUGCGGCCGAGAUGCUGCCCAAGGAGACGAAGAAUGCGCCCGCUGUCGACUACUCCAGCGCGCUGUGGACGGCCAAGUAUGCGCCGCGCGCCCUCAAAGAUCUUGUGGGCAACGGCACGGCAAUCGCCAAGAUGCAGGACUGGCUCGAGAACUGGGACCGCUCGCUGGCGUGCGGCUUCAAGAAGCCCGGCAAGUAUGCCGUUGGCACGCAUCGCGCCUUGCUCGUCUCGGGCCCGCCGGGCAUCGGCAAGACGUCUGCGGCGCAUCUCGUUGCCAAGCUGGCGGGCUUCAAUCCCAUCGAGCUCAACGCCAGCGACACGCGCAGCAAGAAGCUCAUCGAGUCGAGCCUCAAGGAGACGAUCAACAACACCAGCCUCGAUGGCUGGUACCACGGCGGAAAGUCUGGCAUGGACUCGGACUCGAUUCGCAUCACCGACCGCACCUGCCUCAUCAUGGACGAGGUCGACGGCAUGUCGGGCGGCGACCGCGGCGGCGUGGGCGCCAUCAACGUGCUCAUCCGCAAGACGAAGGUGCCCAUCAUCUGCAUCUGCAACGAUGCCAAGAGCCCAAAGAUGAAGCCGCUCGAGUCGACGUGUGCGCAGCUCAAGUUUACUCGGCCCGACGCGCGCACCAUCCGUGCACGCAUGAUGUCGAUUGCCUUCCGCGAGAAGAUGAAGAUCUCGACCGAGGCGAUGGACCAGCUCGUCGAGGCGGCGCAGGCCGAUAUCCGUCUCGUCAUCAACAUGCUUUCGACGUGGAACCUGUCGAAGAAGACGAUGGACUUUGACGAGGGCAAGGAGAUGGGCGCGGCGAACAUGAAGCCGGGCAUGCACACGCCCUUCAGUCUCUACAGCGCGCUCAGUGCGCCCGGCAUGUUCUCGGCGACGAACAGCAAGACGCUCAACGAAAAGUCCGAGUACUACUUCAACGACCACUCGAUCAUGCCGCUCAUGGUGCAGACCAACUACAUCCACCAGCGUCCCGUCAUUGCGGGCCGCUACAGCGGCCGCGAGGCAGAGUGGAAGACCAUGGACCUCCUCACCAAGGCGGCCGUCUCGAUCUCGGACGGCGACAUGAUCGACUCGAUGAUUCACGGACCGCAGCAGCAGUGGUCGCUAAUGCCGCUGCACGCCAUCGCCUCGUGCGUGCGGCCCAUGUCGCAUGUGUUUGGGCAGAGCAACGCGGGCAACGGCUACGGCCCCGGCUUCCCCACCUGGCUCGGCAUGAACUCGAAGCAGCAGCGCCUGUCGCGCGCCGCCGUCGAGCUGCAGGCUCGCAUGCGUCUCGCGGCGUCGGGCUCGCGCUUCGAGGUGCGCGAGCAGUACCUGCCGUACUUUGUCUCGCGCCUCACGGCGCCGCUCGUCGAGAAUGGCCAGAGCGGCAUUCCCGACGUCAUCUCCUUCAUGGACGACUACUACCUCGGCCUCGAGGACCGCGACAACAUCCUCGAGCUCGGCGUCGGCGGCAAUUCCAUGGACGUGGUGCUGAAGAAGAUUCCCUCUGCGGUGAAGUCGAGCUUCACGCGGCAGUACAACGCCUCGGAUCACCCGAUUGCCUUCUACAAGGGCGACGCCUCGGCCGGCAAGAUCAAGAAGCUCAAGGGCGAGCCGGCGCCCGACGUGCUGGAGCUGGAGGGCGCAGAGGAGGAGGUGGGCGACGCCAGCGAUGCAGAGAGCGUCUCGGACGGCGACCUCGACCUCAAGAAGGACAAGAUGGUUAAGGCCAAGAAGAAGCCGGCCGCCAAGGGCAAGGGCAAGGCCAAGGCCAAAGCGUAGAGCCUGCGUGUGCGCCAUCUGGCGCAGACUCAUCCCAUUCACGACCGAUGCCUCUCGAGCUCUGACACAUUCCACGCGAGACCUACUACACCCGUCACACACGCCACACGCGCACUCUCUGAGCCACAUUCACGAUGCGCCACGAGCGCAAUUGAACGCGCUUGCAUUACCCACGACGGGAGCGGCGAGUGAAGAGAGACUAGGUGAC
Molecule: messenger RNA, 3331 nt
Organism: Tilletiopsis washingtonensis
Lineage: Eukaryota; Fungi; Basidiomycota; Exobasidiomycetes; Entylomatales
Product: DNA replication factor C, large subunit
Exons: 18
Coding region: 127-3123 (998 amino acids)
Biological process (GO): DNA repair; DNA replication
Cellular component (GO): DNA replication factor C complex; nucleus
Molecular function (GO): ATP hydrolysis activity; DNA clamp loader activity; DNA binding
Source: RefSeq, a predicted model, not a curated record